AUCUGCCUACUGCGCAGCUGUAAGCACGACCCCCUCAUUAUUGCUACUGAUGCUAAGCUAAAACGGUUGGCAGCGUUUUCUGCAACAUGUCACAGAAAAGGACGUGCUAUUUUGGAUGCCAGAAUAUCGCCUCUCUACAUAGCUUCCCCAAGGAACCUGGAUUGAGGCGACAAUGGGAACACUUUAUUUCUCCGUUUGGUAAAACUAAAACUCCUGGGUCGCUGUACCUGUGUUCGCGUCACUUUAAGGACUCAAGUUUCGUCAACAAAAAGCAGUUCGACGCUGGAUUCUGUCAGCGACUCGUAGUGAAGCGGAACGCUGUGCCGACUUUAUACGGACCGAAUAGGGAAGCCACAUCUGAGGCGAGUACUUCGCAGGAUGGUGUGGAAUAUAACCACGAGCUGGGUUACAAAAUCUCACAUAGGCGGCAGUUCAAGCCACGCACGGUGUCAAUCGGAAUACAGGUUGACAUGUCGCUUUCUACAAGUACAACUUUGCCACUGAAGACCUGUAAAACUGAGCAGGACCAUAUGAGAAGUCAAGUGUCACAGGCUUGUGUUGGCACGGAGGACAGGCUGGACACAGAGCCUGAGUGCCAUGGACAAGAGUUCCACUCUGCAAAGAGACCACGCCUGGAGAUAAAAAAGGAGGAGGAGGAUAGCUACGAACAUGACAGCAAAUCUUUUGUGCUGCAACAUGAGUCGACACACAAGCCUGGAGAGUCAGUGAUGGAGCAUUUCCAACUGAGUGACUGCGGGAUGGGCUCGCCAACACAUUACAACGACAGGAAAUACAUUGUUUUCGAGAGGUGUUUGAGAGCGCUCUUCCAGACCUGCCCUGUGUGUCAGCGUGACUGUGAAGUUGACCAACUGCGAAAGGGGACAUUUGUAGCAUUCAAACAACUUUGCCCAAACUGUCAGUUCUGUAGGAAUUGGCAGAGUCAGCCACUGACCAGACAAACGCCGGUGGGCGACAUCAUGAUGUCAGCAGCCGUUUAUUUUACUGGUGGAUCGUACACCCAGGUAGACAAGACAAUGAAAGCUAUGAAUAUACAGACCCUUCAGACCGAUGAGUUCAGACAGCAUACACGGAACUAUCUGGAACCUGCCAUCGUCCACAAAUGGAAAACACAGCAGCGAACACUCACAGAGCAACUUCAAAAAGAAGGCAAAGUUCCUAUUGGUGGAGACAUGAGAGCGGACUCCCCAGGUGAUGACAAAACCAUCCUUCAUGGUUGUAGUCAAGCAAGAGUGAUGAAAUGUGUCAUGUGUACAGGACACACAUUUGGCAGCUACACAGUCAUGCACCUGGAUAGCAACCAAAUAAUUGAUGUUCAGCUGGUUCAGAGAAAUGAGGUUGGAGGAAAUGUGAACAUGGAGAUGGAGGGACUGAGAAGGUGCUUGAACUACCUGACCAAAAACAAAAUCACCGUGGAGCACAUGGUGACCAAUCGGCAUACACAAGUUCAAAAAUAUGUGAGGGACAACGACAUAGAGCAGUACAAUGAUGUCUGGCACCUGGUGAAGGGUUUGUCCAAGAAGCUGGAGAAACUGGCAAAAUCCAAAGAAUGCCAGGUGGUUCGCAAGUGGUUGCCAGCAAUAAAAAAUCACAUGUUCUGGACGGCUGUGACAUCGGAGACAGGACCAGAGAAGGUGGCCAAGUGGAAGUCGCUGCUGAACCACAUACAGAACAUUCAUACACAUGAUGACCCACUGUUCCCCAAAUGUGCCCAUCCCGAGCGAGCCACAACAGACCCUAACAAAUGGUUUAAGCCAGGUUCCAAGUCCACUUGCCAAGUUAAAAAGCUUCUGUUAAACAAAAAGGUCCUGGAGGAUGUGGAGAGACUCAGCAGUAAACAUCAGACCUCGGCACUGGAGUCUUUCCAUCAACUGAGACUAAGGUUUGCGCCAAAGAACGCUGUCUUCUCCUACACUGGAAUGCUCUGCAGGCUGUACCUGGCUGCGCUGCAUUAUAAUGAGAACGUGGUGCGGAAUCAGGCCUCCACUCAACAGGACACAGCGAGAUACAGAGUGUCUUUCUCAAAGCACAGGAAAGGAACUGUCAAGGCCCUGAAGGAAGCACCAACGUAUGAUUAUGCAUCAGAUCUGAUGAAACUCGUGUUUGAAGAAGUUCUCCUGGAGCCACAUAAAUUCAUGUCUGAGCUGAAAGAACUGAACAUCACAGAUACCCAAAGUGCACAACUGGACAGUUUGUUCAAAGAGGAGCCUGUUGACAGACUUGUAUCCCAGUUCAGUGGAGAGUUGGAAAGAACUCAUCAGACUGACGACACUGAAUGGGAAGUUCCUCGUGUCUAAGAAAUGCCAUACAACACCCGCAAAUAAAGCUGCAAAAACCCUGUCCCAUUUGAAAGACAGACAUGGUGUCUAAUGGCUUUGCAAGUCAUUUGUUUGCCAUAAACUGUACAUCGAAGACCCACAUCGUCGCUCCUGAAGAGCUUGUGCGUGUUUCAGGGUGUAUACAGAUUCAUACAGUUUGGUUCAAACCCUGGCUACAGUUGGGUGGCUCUGGAACCUGGUAAAGCCGCCUCAGUUUUUAAACUGUUAUACAUUACUGUAUUAAUGACAUUAAAUUUAUGCAACGAAAUGACACUACAUUGAUUUUCUCUC
Synchiropus splendidus (mandarinfish) is the source of this 2627-nucleotide messenger RNA. RefSeq lists its product as uncharacterized. The record is from RefSeq and is a predicted model, not a curated record. The coding region runs from base 87 to 2315 and encodes 742 amino acids. The transcript has 10 exons. NCBI's taxonomy places the organism in Eukaryota, Metazoa, Chordata, Actinopteri, Syngnathiformes, Callionymidae.